Messenger RNA from Alligator sinensis (Chinese alligator), 1215 nucleotides. RefSeq names its product coiled-coil domain containing 87 (gene CCDC87). NCBI's taxonomy places the organism in Eukaryota, Metazoa, Chordata, Crocodylia, Alligatoridae. Bases 97 to 1215 code for a protein of 372 amino acids. The record is from RefSeq and is a predicted model, not a curated record. The transcript has 2 exons.
GGCCUGCGUCCCAGCCUGGAGGCUCAGCCGGCCCCCCCGCAGCUGCCGGGCUGGGUCCCCGCAGACCUGCUGCGUUAUGGCCCCCUCUACAACGACAUGCUGGGGGAGAUCGACACCGCAACGGUGCAGCAGCUGGACGCCGACCUGGUUGCUGGGACUGAGGAGCGGGAGAUCUACGCCGAGCUGAUGAAGGACCUGUUUUCCCAGCCGCCGAGCUUCGACCUGGGGCCCGUGGUGGCGCCGGCUCCCCCCGGCCUGGACCUGAGUGGCUACCUGGCCUCCCGCACGCUGAGCCGGUGCAAGGAGGAGCAGGUGGUGAACAUGGAGCUGAGCCGUGUCCUGGCCGACGGGGCCCUGAGCCCUGAGGGUGUACCCGCCCUGGAGCCUACACUGCAGCACACAGGGGCCUGGCGCCAGUGGUGGGAGAGCACGAUGCUGCCCGAUGAGUACUUGAAGUUCCUCGCUGUCCAGGACUCCGACUUCCUGCAUGUCAUCUUCCAGCUGUACGACAGCAAGUCAUGCCCACUGCCCUCCCUGGAGCCAGCACCGCGGGCCCCCACAUCCCCACUACCGCUGCGGCGGGAGCCCACGCGCCAUGCUCCCAUCGCCCAGCCAGAGGAGCACGUGCCCGGGCUGUGGGAUGCCACCUCUGCCCUAGUGGACCAGAGCCAGGAGUGCCAGCCUGAGGACCUGGGGCCACUGCAGAGGCGCUUAGAGCGGCUCUGGACCGCGCUACGCUUCCCCGACCGGGAGAAGCUGGACAUGGCUGUCAAAUACAGCUCUGGCCGGGCCCAUACCCAGCUCCCAGCCGCGCUGGAUGCGUGGGAGCAGGCGGCCAAGGCCAUCCAGGAGCGGGAGCUGCUUCUGGCCGAGCUGGAGGCCCUGGAGCAAGCCGCUUCUGAUCCCAACCGCUUCUUUGCGCGGGUGCCCGCCGCCUUUGUGGCCCGUGCCUGGGAGGCCCGUAUGCGGAGCCGGCUGCAAGCCGCCAUGGCUCCGCACGAGGCUGAGCUCAGAGCCCUCCUGCCCCGCAUCUGGCGACGCUUUGGGGACACGGUGACCUACCGGGGCCGGCCCUACCUGGAGAAGCUGCGGUGGGACAAGGUGGAGAUGCUGUACUGGCUGCAGCAGGGGGGCCGGGCCCGCUGCCCGGGCCCGGGGGGGCGGCUGGGGCCAGGGGAGGCCUCCGACCUACCCUGGGCCAGGCCCUGGCUCUGA